Molecule: messenger RNA, 917 nt
Organism: Vicia villosa (hairy vetch)
Lineage: Eukaryota; Viridiplantae; Streptophyta; Magnoliopsida; Fabales; Fabaceae
Product: probable membrane-associated kinase regulator 6
Exons: 2
Coding region: 40-747 (235 amino acids)
Source: RefSeq, a predicted model, not a curated record
CCUUCUUUCAAGAAAUCAUUCAAAGAGAAGAUAGAAACCAUGGAAGCAACUCAUCCUCUUUCAAUUGAAAGUUUUUCAUAUAGUUGCUUAGUGAACCUCAAACCAUCACUAGAUCAAAGGCUUGAUAGUUUUUCUUCCUUUAGAAUUUCUAUUGAUGCUUCUGAUGAAUUAUCUUCUUCUUUCAUUGAAAUGGAUCCAAGAAUGCCAUCUUCUAGAAGAUUCUUCAUAAACUCACAAGAUUUCAAAUUUGAUUUCCCAACUUCACAACAAUCUUCUCUCACUACUCUUGUUGAUGCGGAUCAAUUAUUUUCCAAUGGUUAUUUAAUGCCACUUUUUGAUGAAUCAUUGAAAAAUAUUGAACCAUAUGAAUAUGAUACAUCAAAUUCAACCUUACCUUCUUCUUCUUCCAUAUCACAUGUACCAAAAAAAGUGGUUCCUAUAGAAAAUUCAAGAAGCCCUUCAUUGAAAAGGUGUAGAACAUUAUCAAAGAGAAUGAUUCAAAAAUACUUGAAUUUCUUAAAACCAUUGUGUAGAAAAUUGAGGAGUCAAAAAUCAGGAUCAUCAAAGCAUGAAAAUGGUAUGAAAAGAACUCAAUCAGUGAAGAAUGUUAGAGGAAGUUACUGUGAAUCAUCUCCAAGAAUUAGUGUUGCUUAUUCCACUGACGAUUGGCGCAUGUCUUGUGAUUCAGAUAGUUCAAUCUAUGACGCUGUUCUUCAUUGCAAACGAUCUUUUGAAAGAAUGAGUUAAGGAUGCUGAAGUGCAAAUCAGUAUGUUGAAAAGGAUUGCAACAUGAGUUAGAACCAUUGAACAGAAUUGGAUGUAGAUUUUUUAGCAGAUAUUGUGUAAUUAAGGUCUGAUGUAAAAAAACUGUUCUAAACUGUUCUUUUAAGAUUUUGACAGCAUGUGUACACCACACA